AUGAUAUCUGCCGGCAUGGACACAACCAUGAUCACGGUCGAGUGGGCCUUAGCCGAGAUGGUCCGAAACCCAAGGGUUCAGCAGAAGUUGCAAGACGAGCUUGACCGUGUCGUAGGUCGGGACCGAGUCAUGACUGAAGCCGACAUCCCGAACCUCCCUUACCUUCAGCACGUGACCAAAGAAUGCUUCCGGCUCCACCCUCCUGUUAUGAGAAGGUUGGUGGAGGUAGCCAUUGAAGACUUCUUUAUUUGUGGGCUUCAACUUUCUUCAUUGGUGUGCUUUGCAUGGAACUUUGUCAACAAGGCCAAAACCAAUGACAAAAUCGGGGGCUUCGACAUUCCCAAGGGAGCAACCUUGGACCCGCCUGAGGGGGUUCGACCGGAGGAUAUGGACAUGAUGGAGCAGCCGGGGACAGUACAGUGA
This is a messenger RNA of Striga asiatica, 423 nucleotides long. The record is from the annotation of a GenBank genome assembly. Lineage: Eukaryota; Viridiplantae; Streptophyta; Magnoliopsida; Lamiales; Orobanchaceae.